This is a messenger RNA of Ahaetulla prasina, 2947 nucleotides long. RefSeq names its product transforming acidic coiled-coil containing protein 3 (gene TACC3). Gene Ontology annotation, cellular component: cytoplasm. Gene Ontology annotation, biological process: cerebral cortex development; cell population proliferation; mitotic spindle organization. The coding region runs from base 164 to 2461 and encodes 765 amino acids. The record is from RefSeq and is a predicted model, not a curated record. The transcript is spliced from 16 exons. NCBI's taxonomy places the organism in Eukaryota, Metazoa, Chordata, Lepidosauria, Squamata, Colubridae.
GAGCUGGCGUUGAGGUGGGAGGGUUGGGCAGCGGCGUUCGGAAGGCGGUGAGGGAGCCGGGCUGACACGCGUCUCCGGCCCAUUCCCACGUUGUUUUCUUCCCCCGUGUCCGCGUCCCCGCCCCCGGCUGAGCGCAGAGGGGCUCCGAGGUCGCUCCCUCAGGAUGAGCCUACAUGCUUUAAAUGGAGAAAAUGCCGGUGAGGACAUAGCGCCCGGAAACUGUGCCAUGCUUUGGACGUCUGCAGAGGCCACAGGCAGGUCUUCCAUCCUUCGGCUGUCGCAGAAAGAAAAUCUGCCACCCAAAGGAGUAGUGAAGCCUAUGAAGGUAACUUUCCAAACCCCACUGCGGGAUCCUCAGACUCACAGGAUCUUGAGUCCAGACAGAAAGAAAAAGGCUGAAAUUUCUCUUGUCGCAGAGAUGACAGACCAUCUUCUCCUGCCUACAUGCACUGCUGUCAGGAGUCAACCAACAAUGACCACGGAGAUUACUUCAGGAAAGCAGAAGGUGCCAACAGAAGGGAAAGUCCUGAUUCCUGAUCUGUCAGAUGAUCUAAGCUUCCUGUCCGCUGGCCAUGAUGUUGAGCCAUUUCAGAGCUCAGGCAGCCGCCUGAAUUUCUCUAACAACCAGAAACUGCCCCCUUGGGAAGAUUUUACUGGAUUUUCCCUUCCAGGUGGUUCGUUAUCCUUUCCUCAAAACGUUCCUGAAAAUACAUCCUCUGAGGAAGCAGGCUGCACAACCAAGAAUCUUUUCUCCCUCCUGGACUCCUUACUGCACGAUGAUGAUGUUUCCAAGCAAAUUCGAAGUUGCGAUCAUGCCCCUAACCUUGUUUCUAAUAGAACUUGCAAUCCUGAGCCCUUACCAAUAUUCUACUUACAAAAUCCUCCCUUGCAGCCCAUUCAAAAAUUCGGGAGCUUUGAAAAUCUAAACAGUGACGAAAUAAAGAACAUUGAAAAGGAGACCAGCACUGAAACGAUAGAGAGCUGGGCUCCCAAACUCUCUGACUGCAUGAUCUUUGAUUCUGACUUCGACACUUUUGGGUGUGCGCCCAACAUUCCAGCCACUGGAUGCCCUGCACCCGGUUUAGAGAAAUCUGAGGUCCCAAAAGAUGAAGCAGACACUCUGCAAACACAGGAACCGAAAGCAGCAGAUACAUUUGUGACGAUGGAAUUAAUCCCCAGCAGCCUGAAAGAGAUUAAAGAUCGGAUUUUAGCGAAGAGCCAGACUGUGGCUGAAAAUGAUGCCGGAAGUGAACCUCCAGAAGAAACCAAGGGGAAGCCAGAGAGCAUCUUAUCUGAGGCCCUGGACCCAGGACGUGUGCCUCUGAAUGGGCAGCUGCCUGCAGGUGACCUGUUGCCCCAGGCCCUUUGCAGAAGGACAGAACCGGAGAGCGAGAGUAACCUGCUCUUUACAGAAAAUGAAGAAUUCAGAUCCCCUAUGGAAGUUCUCGGAACCCAAAUAGACUAUCUAGAGCAAUUUGGAAUGGCCUCGCUGAAGGAAUCUGUCCUGAGAAAGCAGUCCCUGUACCUGAAGUUUGACCCUCUGCUCAGGGACAGCCCUCAGAAGAAAGGCCCGGAUCCUGACCAAGCGGCUUUUCCGGUAGCUGCAUUGCUACAAAACGGAACUUCUACAAAAACUGCCUCCACUGAAGUCAGAGCACCGGAAGAGGAAGAAAAACUGGUGGAGCUUGACAUUCCCAUCUUCCCAGAUCUGGCGAAGGCACCCGCGGGCAUCCCCACCGCUCAAGAGGGGCCCUUGUUCUCCUGCGCUCAGCCUUUGGAAGCUGUUGCAGAUGUGCUGCAACCCCGUGAGAAGGACGUGGAGGAAGCUUUGCAGCAGGUGAAGCUUGAGAGGGAUGCUGCUGUCCAAAACCUCACUGCCAAGGUCCAGGAAAAACAAAAGGAGGCUUUGGAAUGGAAGAAGAAGCACGACAAAAUUUAUGCUGAAAAGAAAGAAAUGGAAAAAAUUGUUGCAGAGUUUGAGGACAUCAUCGUACAAGUGAUGGAGGAUUGUCAGACCCAGAAGGAGCUUGCAAAACAAGAAGUGCAGAAAGCCUUGGAUGCAAAACAACAGGCGGUCUCUGACCUGAAUGCCUUGGAAAAGUCUUUCUCUGAAUUCUUCAACCGGUUUACAAAACAAAAGGAGGCCAUAGAAGGAUUUCAGAAGAAUGAAGAAACGCUGAAGAAAUGCGUGGAGGAGUACCUCGAAAGAAUUAAGAAGGAAGAGCAGAGAUACCAGGCCCUGAAGGCUCAUGCGGAAGAAAAGUUGGACCAAGCCAACGAGGAGAUUGCCCAGGUGAGAAGCAAAGCCAAAUCGGAGGUGGCUGCCCUCGAUGCCAACUUGCGCAAAGAACAGAUGAGGGUCCAGUCGCUGGAGAGCAGCAUUGAGCAAAAGGUAAAAGAAAAUAAGGAACUCACAAAAAUCUGUGAAGAAUUGAUUUCGAAGAUGGAAAAAUUAUGCUAAGAUCUUUGCAUCCCUCCCAUUUUGUUCUGUUUUCCAGUUUUGAGGUAGAUUAUUUAUUAAAUGUAUUUCUACACUUCAGUGUCACUAGUUUGACUAAUAUUAUUUGAUAUGAAAUAGUUUCUUUUUAUUCCCAGUUUCUGUUUCUAAAAAGUAGUUAAAGAGGCUUACUGUGGCUCUUCUGAGGAUACCAAGGUUUGGGGUAUUUUUGUUUUUAGCCUGUGAGUUCCUUUAAACUACCCAAUGUUUGAGAGGAUAUUUUCUGCAUUCUUGAACUCAACUUUAUUGCUUCCUUAUAUGUUUCUGAUAGUUAACAAGGAAAAUUAGUUUUAUUUUGUAUGAAACAAAUAGAGAAAAUUUAUCUUUCAUUUUAAAAAGUGAAUGCUUCUGAUAUUAUAUUGCACAGAUACUAUAAUAAAAAUUGUUCAUUAAAAAUUUGUUGCCUUCAUACAAAUCGGUAUGCAAAAUAUUCUGUCUGGUUGAGCCAUC